Molecule: messenger RNA, 632 nt
Organism: Merops nubicus (carmine bee-eater)
Lineage: Eukaryota; Metazoa; Chordata; Aves; Coraciiformes; Meropidae
Gene: OGFOD2
Product: 2-oxoglutarate and iron-dependent oxygenase domain containing 2
Exons: 4
Source: RefSeq, a predicted model, not a curated record
UUAAUUUUCUAACAAUAUGCUCUAUUGUUGACUUGUAGAUUGAAGCAGAAGUGCAGAGAAGGAAGGAGUUAAUUCAUCAGUCAGUGGAACGCAAGGCCCUCAUCUCAAAGGGCUACCAACGAAAACACCCAGAAGUGUACAUUCUGCAGGAUUCAUUCCUGGCCCCAGGUUUUCUGGAGAUUGUGAGGUACUGCACGUCACCGGCCGCCCACCUCCAGGGCCUCCUGAGCUCCAUCGAGUCCUUCUCAGACAAGAGGAUCUAUCGACUGCCGGUGUUCACAGAGGAGUUCUGCCAAGCCUUUGUGGAGGAGCUGGAGAACUUUGAGCAGUCGGAUAUGCCUAAAGGCAGGCCCAACACUAUGAAUAACUAUGGGGUUUUGCUAAAUGAGCUGGGGAUGGAUGAAACCCUCAUCACACCCCUGCGUGAAAAAUACCUGCAGCCCAUAACUGCCCUGCUUUAUCCUGACUUGGGGGGAGCCUGUCUGGACAGCCAUAAAGCAUUUGUGGUCAAGUACUCACUACAUGAAGACCUGGAUCUGAGCUCUCACUAUGACAAUGCAGAAGUCACUUUAAACGUUUCUCUGGGAAAAGACUUCACAGAAGGCAACUUGUACUUUGGGGAUUUCAGACAG